UCCAAGGAACUCCUGUCUAGGUGGAGACACUAGGUUGAUUGUGAAGAAGAUGGCUACUAAUGUGAACAUUUCUGGGAAAGAAUUUGAGCAGCAUAGAUCUGAGAGUGAUGGUGCAAAGGCCUUUGGUCGGAACUCAGAUGUCAUUAGGCAUCAGAAUAUUCAAAAUGAAAAAAAGUUUUAUAAAUGUAAUCAGUGUGGAAACACAUUCACAGAGAGUUCGAAUCUUGCUAAGCAUCAGAGAAUCCACACUGGAGAGAAACCUUAUGAAUGUGAUCAGUGUGGAAAGGCUUUCAAAAGGAAAUCCCAUCUUGUUGUACAUCAGAGAAUCCACAGUGAAGAGAAACGUUAUGAAUGUCAUCAGUGUGGAAAGACUUUCAGAGAGAAUUUCAGUCUUGCUGUACAUCAGAGAAUCCACACUGGAGGGAAACCUUAUAAAUGUAAUCAGUGUGGAAAGGCUUUCAAAGUGAGCUCUAGUCUUGUUGUACAUCAGAGAAUCCACACUGGAGAGAAACCUUAUGAAUGUCAUCAGUGUGGAAAGACUUUCAGAGAGAAUUCCAGCCUUGCUAAGCAUCAGAGAAUCCACACUGGAGAGAAACCUUAUAAAUGUAAUCAGUGUGGAAAGGCUUUCACACAGAGCUGCAGUCUUGCUGUACAUCAGAGAAUCCACACUGGAGAGAAACCUUAUGAAUGUGAUCAUUGUGGAAAGGCUUUCACAGUGAGCUCUACUCUUGCUGCACAUCAGAGAAUGCACACUGGAGAGAAAUGUUAUGCAUGUAAUCAGUGUGGAAAGACUUUCACAGGGGAAUCCCAUCUUGUUGUACAUCAGAGAAUCCACACUGGAGAGAAACCUUAUGAAUGUAGUAAGUGUGGAAAAGCUUUCAAAGCGAACUCCCAUCUUGUUGCACAUCAGAGAAUCCACACUGGAGAGAAACCUUAUGAGUGUCAUCACUGUGGAAAAGCUUUCAAAGUGAGCUCCCAUCUUAUUGUUCAUCAGAGGAUGCACACUGGAGAGAAACCUUAUGAAUGUCUUCAGUGUGGAAAGGCUUUCAGAGAGAGGUCCAACCUUGCUGCACAUCAGAGAAUCCACACUGGAGAGAAACCUUAUCAAUGCAAUCAGUGUGGAAAGACUUUCAGAGAGCGUUCCAGUCUUACUGUGCAUCAGAGAAUCCACACUGGAGAGAAACCUUGUAAAUGUAAUCAGUGUGGAAAGGCUUUCACAGAGAGUUCCAGUCUUGCUCAGCAUCAGAAAACCCACACUGGAGAGAAACCUUAUAAAUGCAAUCAGUGUGGAAAAGCUUUCAAAAUGAACUCCAAUCUUGCUGUACAUCAGAGAAUCCACACUGGAGAGAAACCUUAUAAAUGUCAUCAGUGUGGAAAGACUUUCAGAGAGAAUUCCAGCCUUGCUAAGCAUCAGAGAACCCAUACUGGAGAGAAACCUUAUAAAUGUUAUCAGUGUGAGAAGGCUUUCAGAAUGAGCUCCCAUCUUGUUGCACAUCAGAGAAUCCACACUGGAGAGAAACCUUAUGAAUGCAAUCAGUGUGGAAAGGCUUUCAAAAUAAACUCCAAUCUUGCUACCCAUCAGAGAAUCCACACUGGAGAGAAACCUUAUGAAUGCAAUCAAUGUGGAAAGGCUUUCACAAACAGUUCCAGUCUUGCUGCACAUCGGAGAGUCCACACUGGAGAGAAACCUUACAAAUGUAAUCAGUGUGGCAAGGCUUUCACACAGAGCUCCAGUCGUGCUAAACAUCAGAGAAUCCACACUGGAGAGAGAAACCUUAUGGAUGUAAUAAGCGUGGAAAGACUUUCAUAGGGGAAUCCCAUCUUGUUGUACAUCAGAGAAUCCAUACUGGAGAAUAACCUUAUGAAUAAUAAGUGUGGAAAGGCUUUCACAC
This is a messenger RNA of Dromiciops gliroides (monito del monte), 1892 nucleotides long. Its product is annotated as zinc finger protein 160-like. The record is from RefSeq and is a predicted model, not a curated record. The transcript is spliced from 2 exons. Gene Ontology annotation, molecular function: DNA-binding transcription activator activity, RNA polymerase II-specific; RNA polymerase II cis-regulatory region sequence-specific DNA binding. Gene Ontology annotation, biological process: regulation of transcription by RNA polymerase II. Gene Ontology annotation, cellular component: nucleus. Bases 50 to 1810 code for a protein of 586 amino acids. Lineage: Eukaryota; Metazoa; Chordata; Mammalia; Microbiotheria; Microbiotheriidae.